AGACAACGAAGACGAUCGAACAGUUCAAGUGACAUACUGGCACACGCAAACAUAAAGGCGGUGAAAGUGAAAUCUCCAGGGAGAGAUGCUUCACACAAGGAAUACCCCAUACCACGACCUCCCAGACUAGCUUUUAGUACCACACCUCAACCUUUUGCCCCGAAAAUACCAAUGACUCCGCCAACCAAUCAAGAAUAUAAUAAGUACCUCAACACUAACAUGAUAUAUUGCAACGAUGCAGGCAUGCUUCGCGGAGGCAGUCAAUAUCCUUCGCCGAGAGUUACGAGGACAACAAGUUUUGGCAGCAAUACUAGCACCAAUAGUGGUCGGAGCAUUUCGACGGGCGUCUAUAACGAGUGCAUAAAAAAAACCACAAGCUUCGAUGACGAGGAUAGCGUAUCGGAUUCAUGUUCAUCUUCAGAGAUGGUGGACGAUGAUGACAACGAGAGUUCUUUUGGGGCCAUCGAUUCGACUCUUGCAAAAGAGGUUACCAUGUUACGAAAAGAAAUUGAUAGCGUGAAGAGCAGCUUGGCCGGUCUACAGAAGGAUCACGUGGAAAUGCUGAAUGAGAAAAAGCAACUCGAAGAACAAUACAAUGAGGCGAAAGCCGAG
Messenger RNA from Acaulospora morrowiae, 612 nucleotides. The record is from the annotation of a GenBank genome assembly. Lineage: Eukaryota; Fungi; Glomeromycota; Glomeromycetes; Diversisporales; Acaulosporaceae.